GGAGCACAAUAAACUUGAUAGACAUGUUUCGGGGAGAAGUUAAGAACUCACUUAGCUGUUUUUGAGCCAUCUAUCAACAUCUCAGGAUAUCACACUGGGCCAAGAGCUCAACUGCUUGUCGAAACUGUACAAGUGAACAACCCAUAAGCAACUUUACGCCAUCAAGAUGUCAAACACGGGAGGUCGCAGGCUGAAGCAGUGGCUGAUGGAGCAGAUCCAGAGCGGGCAGUACUCCGGACUGCAGUGGGAGGAUGAAAGCCGCACUUUGUUCCGAAUUCCUUGGAAACACGCAGGGAAACAGGAUUACAACCAAGAAGUGGACGCAUCCAUUUUCAAGGCCUGGGCUGUGUUUAAAGGCAAGUUCAAGGAAGGGGACAAGGCUGAGCCUGCAACAUGGAAGACCAGACUCCGCUGUGCUCUGAAUAAAAGCCCUGACUUUGAGGAGGUGACAGAAAGGUCACAGUUGGACAUCUCUGAGCCCUAUAAAGUCUACCGUAUUGUACCUGAGGAAGAGCAGAAAAAUGGCAAAACCUCAGUGAUGUCCUUGACAGCUACCACAAGCUCUGGUGAUAUCACUGACAUGGACUGCAGCCCUGCUGAAUUAGAGGAGCUUAUUAAAGAGGAGGAAGGCUGUAGUAUCCAGGCCAGUCCAGAGUAUUGGUCCCAGGGCAGCAUCAAUGCAUUCCCACUGCACCAGGACCCUUUGCCAUCAGGCACUCUCAGCUCAGCUUUCUCCCAGAUGAUGAUCAGUUUCUACUAUGGAGGGAAGCUCAUGCACAGCACAGUGGUUAAUCAUUCUGAAGGCUGCCGAAUCUCCCCACAACAGCAACUGGGCCGUGGUGCCCUAUACAGUUCAGACACCAUGCAGAGUGUUCAUUUCCCCCCUUCUGAGCUCAUUGAGUAUGACCGCCAGCGCCAUGUCACACGCAAGCUACUGGGUCACCUGGAGAGAGGUGUACUGGUCCGUGCCAACCAAGAGGGAAUCUUCAUCAAAAGGCUGUGCCAGAGCCGUGUCUUCUGGAGCGGGCAGGGAGAAAUGGGUUCACAAUACAGCCCCAUGCCUUGUAAACUUGAUAGGGAUGCUGUAGUCAAGAUUUUUGACACAGGAAGGUUUCUUCAAGCUCUACAGCUAUACCAGGAGGGUCAGUUUCCUGCUCCUGAUCCGACAGUGACUCUGUGUUUUGGAGAGGAGCUCCAUGAUCUUAGUAAUGCCAAGAGCAAACUGAUCAUUGUGCAGAUCACUGUGGUGAACUGCCAGCACCUGUUGGACGCAGUGAACGUGCGGCGCUCCCAGCCCUACUGCAACAACCCAAACCUGGAGAUUCCUGACAGUGGGGCCACUGACCAGAUGGCCCGCAUCUACCAGGACUUGUGCAGCUACAGCGGCCCCCAGAGGCCAGCCUGCUACAGGGACAACAUGCCCAUCACUGCCUGAACUAUGAGCAGUGACAUACUUGCCAGGAGCUUCUCGGCUUGUACCAGACUGAACGUACAACAUAUUAGGGACCAUAUAACAGUUAGUUUCGACUUUUUAAAUUUAUACCAAUCACAAUGGAGACAUAAAGAUAAGGAGGAGCAAAUCUCUUACAGUAAGACUUUAAAGCUGCAGCUCAAUAUUAGGAUGUCCCUAAUAUUUUGUAUAUCAGUAAUGUUUAUGUCUUUAUGUACAGCGCUAACGCAAACUCUGUGUCUAACCUCUGCUUUAUUAUUUCAAGAGUGUGUAACACUUGAGCACAAGUCUCAAGUGUUACAAAGUCUUUCAGACAAAUUCAUUUAGGGGAAUUCCUUCACAAUUUUUCCUAUAUAUCUUUUAAGACUCAAAGCAUCAUGGAUAAGGCUUUGUCUGACAAAGUUUGAUAUUUCUAAGCAAUUUAGUUCUCAAAUCUUAUUUUUUUGUAGUUGAGUUGCUUCCUUAUAUGAUGACUGUUUGGACAAACAGACCAAAUGGAUAUAUUGUCAGAUUUAUUUUAAUUAUUUUUUACAGUAAACAAAAAAUCUUUAUAUGUUUUGAUGAAUAUUUUAUAUGCAAUGUGGCAUUAUAUUACAGAUAGGUUUUACUAUCAGACUGUUUUACUUGACCUUUUUUUCAUGUUUUUUUAUAAACUGCAUUCCUAGUAAAACAAAAUUUGUGAAACUGCACACGUGCUUGUCUUUAUAUGAUCAUGUUGUUGUUUUGUUUUAUGUUGAUUGUUAAAUUAUUUCAGAAGUGACCAACACAAAAUUGUAUUGUACUCCUGUAACUGCUAAAUCUGGGGCUGAUGGGCACAGUUUAGGCUUCUAAAUGUUCCCCAUAAGGAUAAUAGGACCAUGUUUUAGCUCAUUAACUGCAACUUACAUUGUGGCUUAAAUUGCUGUCAAGAAAUUUCAAUAUUUUAGAUCUUUGGGCUAUGUAGGCAGCCAUUUCAUUUAUCUUUACAGUAUUAAAAUCAAUGUGUAGAACUAUGAACUUGG
Messenger RNA from Morone saxatilis (striped sea-bass), 2451 nucleotides. RefSeq names its product interferon regulatory factor 8 (gene irf8). Gene Ontology annotation, biological process: regulation of transcription by RNA polymerase II; immune system process. Lineage: Eukaryota; Metazoa; Chordata; Actinopteri; Moronidae. The record is from RefSeq and is a predicted model, not a curated record. The transcript is spliced from 9 exons. Gene Ontology annotation, cellular component: nucleus. Gene Ontology annotation, molecular function: RNA polymerase II cis-regulatory region sequence-specific DNA binding; protein binding; DNA-binding transcription factor activity, RNA polymerase II-specific. Bases 167 to 1435 code for a protein of 422 amino acids.